CAACUCCCCUGACAUCAGCACCAAGCGGCAAGCAUUAACCACCUUUAAGGCAAGGUGCUACCGCAGGUAUCUUCCAUCACUUUCUGCAUUGCGACCGCCUUUGUCACGACGGUUUCGUUGGUUCCCUGUCUCCCAUAACAUCGCUUGCCCUCUUCGUUCUCGUCUGACACAUUUCGUGAACGUCCACCGUCAUCAAACCACUUACUUGCUCUGUUGUGUAAGAGAGCCCCCGCUGUCGGGCCUAUCUCCUUGCGACUGCGCUCAGCCAUCUUCAACUCGGCCCAGCAUGGCUCCUCCGGUCCAGUCGGCCGUCAUGCCCGUGAUUCCUCUUACUAAGGGUAGUGUGCUGUUCCCCGGCUCGGUCCUCCGUAUACCCGUUCCCUCGAGUCGAGACGACAUACCGGCUCUGUUGGCCAGCGUCUAUGCCCGAGCCUCCAAGGGCUCCAGGCGCGUUGAUCAGAUUCCCGUCGUCGUUGUGCCUCUGAGCUCGCCGCUACUCAGCCGCCGCGGACAGCUCCUCAUCGCCAACGACCCCGACAAGUAUCAAGACCUGCUCGAAGCCGACUCAGCCAACAUAAAGAAAGACAAGCUCUUUGGUCAUGGAGUUACCGCCAAGAUCACCGGUAUCCAGGGCCAGAACGGUGGCGAGUUUAACCUGCUGGUCCAAGGCAUCGGUCGCGUCUCCCUCGACAAGAUCACCCAAGAGCAUCCCUUCUUCGAGAGCAAGGUUACGCCGCACACCGACGCUGUACCUGUUCACAUCAUCCAGGCCCCACAGUAUCAAGAACUCUUCUCAAGGCUCAUGCAAUUGUCCCAGGAGCUGAUAUCGUGCUUGAGAAUGUCAGCUAUUCUGCUGUCCUCGAGGUCCUCGGGACUCAACCCUCUGCUCUCACGGCGACUAGAACAAUUCAUCUCAAAGAAAGGCCCACAGGAGGGGGGCUCCUUGGCUGAUUUUAUGAUGAACGUCGUCGACGCCAACUACGAGGAGAAACUCCAGGUUCUUGGCGCUGUCGACGUCCAAGUUCGCAUGCAAAAGGUCAUCGACCUGCUCGAGCGUCAAGUGGAGGACAUUAAGGGCAACAUCAAGAUCACCACAGUCACAAGCACCACUGUGCCGAUCCGCAUUGGCGAGGAAGACGACGACAGAAACCCAGAUAAGCGAUCUGGCAAAAAGCCGUCGUUGCCCAUGAUAAAACUACCGCAAGGCGCUGCAUUUGAUCUGGGCAGUCUCUUCGGUGGAGGAGGUAAAGGUGGAUCACAGGCCGACUCCGAUGAGAUGCAAGAACUGGCCAAGAAGAUCGAGGCUGCAAAGAUGCCCCCAGAUGCUGCCAAGGUUGCUGAGAGAGAGAUCGGCCGCUUGAAACAAAUGAACCCUGCUCAAGCCGAGUAUCAAGUCAUUCGCACCUAUUUGGAAACACUAGUAGAGAUACCAUGGUCCGUAUACACGGACGAUCCCAUCGGCGUGGGAACAUUGGAGAAGGCGAGGCAACAGCUUGACAAUGACCAUUAUGGCAUUGAGAAGGUCAAAAAACGUUUACUGUCAUACUUGACCAUUGUCAGAUUGAUGCAAUCGGCAAACGAAAAGGUCGGUGCGCAGAUAAAGCAAGCUGAGCAAGAAGCCGUUGACCUGGAAUCGAGUAAAGGCGAAGCCAAGGAUGGCGUGGAAAUCGGCCCGGAGCUUGAGGAAAAGAUCAAGGCAAGCGGAAUGAGGGUACAGAUGCUCCAAGGCAAGCUGAGGACUGAAAAGGCCCCCAUCCUGCUUCUCGUCGGCCCCCCGGGUACGGGCAAAACAAGCAUAGCCCGGUCUAUCGCCACAGCCUUGGGCCGAAAGUUCCAUCGGAUAUCGCUUGGAGGCGUUCGGGAUGAAGCUGAGAUUCGCGGUCAUCGUAGGACCUAUGUGGCAGCAAUGCCUGGUCUCAUCGUGCAGGGUUUGCGCAAGGUCGGCGUUGCGAACCCUGUCUUCCUCCUGGACGAGAUUGACAAGCUUGGCAUGGCGAAUCACAACGGCGAUCCUUCGGCUGCUAUGCUUGAAGUUUUGGAUCCAGAGCAGAACCACGCCUUUAGUGACCAUUACAUCAAUGUUCCGAUUGAUCUGAGCAAAGUCCUCUUUAUCGCCACUGCUAACUCAUUGGACACAAUCCCUGGCCCCCUGUUGGAUCGCAUGGAAACCCUUGAGUUCUCCGGAUACACAACACUGGAAAAGAGACACAUCGCCCUGCAACAUUUGGUGCCAAAGCAGAUUCGUGUUAAUGGUCUCGGCGAAGAUCAGGUCAUCUUCAGCGAAGAAGUUGUUUCCAAGAUUAUCGAGUCCUACACUCGCGAAGCAGGGGUGCGCAACCUUGAAAGGGAGAUUGGCUCAGUAUGUCGUGCCAAGGCUGUCGAGUUUGUCGAGUCAAACGACAAGAACCAGCCUGAGACAUACCAUGCAAAGCUGUCAGUUGAAGAUCUUGAAACAAUCUUGGGCAUAGAACGCUUCGAAGACGAGAUUGCAGAGAAGCAUACCCAGCCAGGUAUUGUCACCGGUCUUGUCGCAUAUAGCUCCGGUGGCAAUGGUGGUAUCUUGUUCAUCGAAGUCCUGGAUAUGCCAGGUGACGGCAGUGUGGAGCUGACUGGUAACCUAGGCGAGGUAUUGAAGGAAAGUGUCAAGGUAGCACGGAGCUGGGUCCGGAAUCAUGCAUACGAGCUUGGCCUCACCCAAGACCCGUCGGAGAACAUUAUGAAGAACCGAAGUCUUCAUGUGCAUUGCCCGUCUGGUGCUGUGCCCAAAGAUGGCCCUUCGAGUGGCAUGGCACAGGCCAUAGCCCUGAUUUCGUUGCUGUCAGGGAGAGCCGUGCCACCGACUAUGGCCAUGACUGGAGAGUUCCAACUUUCCGGGCAUGUCAAGCGCGUUGGAGGCAUCAAAGAGAAGGUAAUCGGAGCCUAUCGCGCAGGUGUCAAGACAGUUCUCCUGCCCGCACAAAACGAGAAAGACGCUAGAGAGGUGCCCCCAGAAGUUAGAGAGGGUCUGAAGAUCAUCUACGUGAGCCACAUCUGGGAAGCCAUACGUGAGAUCUGGCCCGAAGUGCAGUGGCCCCAGGAGACGGCAUUUGCUGGUAUCCAGCCACGCCUGUAA
Molecule: messenger RNA, 3112 nt
Organism: Truncatella angustata
Lineage: Eukaryota; Fungi; Ascomycota; Sordariomycetes; Amphisphaeriales; Sporocadaceae
Product: Lon protease-like protein 2, peroxisomal
Exons: 3
Coding region: 287-3112 (941 amino acids)
Biological process (GO): protein targeting to peroxisome; protein processing; protein catabolic process
Cellular component (GO): peroxisomal matrix
Molecular function (GO): ATP binding; ATP-dependent peptidase activity; serine-type endopeptidase activity
Source: RefSeq, a predicted model, not a curated record